This is a messenger RNA of Medicago truncatula (barrel medic), 1886 nucleotides long. RefSeq lists its product as uncharacterized. Gene Ontology annotation, molecular function: DNA binding; protein dimerization activity. The record is from RefSeq and is a predicted model, not a curated record. NCBI's taxonomy places the organism in Eukaryota, Viridiplantae, Streptophyta, Magnoliopsida, Fabales, Fabaceae. The transcript has 5 exons. The coding region runs from base 1 to 1575 and encodes 524 amino acids.
AUGUGUGAGUAUGUGACAUCAGCCAUCAGCGUUCAAGGCUUCAAGCGGCCUCACUCUCUCAGUUCUCACAGUCACACACCGUCAUCCGUCAAACUCUUUUCUUCUCCACGCCACGCGAUUCCGAUUCUUCCAUUCAUCAAGCUCACGCCGCGCCGCGCGAUUCCGAUCAUCAAGGAUUCAAGCUCACACCGUGCGAUUCCGAUUCUGGCAGCUGAAAUCACACAGGAAUUACAAUCUGUUUGUGCUUCAAAUAUGAGGGAUAGUGAUACUGAUGGUAGUGGAAGUCUUCAGAAUAUGUGCGUUGAUGGGGAAAUUGAGAGCCAAGCUAGGGAAAUUCCACUAGUACCACCACCAAUUGAUCAAAAUACACAAGAAGUGUCUUCUGAUCCAAAGGAUAAGAAGCGUAAGGGCAAGGCUAAGGCUAAGGACAAGGCUACGGGCAAGGUCAAGAGCAAGGGUAAAGCCCUAACAUCUGACGUGUGGCUAUAUCUUGUGAAAGUUGGUAUUGUAGAUGGAGUAGAGAAAUGUAGAUGCAAGGCGUGUCACAAAUUAUUGACUUGUGAAUCAGGAAGCGGAACUAGUCAUUUAAAGCGUCACGUACUUAGUUGUAGAAAGACUAUCAAAAAUCAUGAUGUGGGUGAAAUGAUGAUUGAUGCUGAAGGAAAAUUGAGAAAGAAAAAGUUUGACCCUAUGGCUAAUCGAGAAAUUUUAGCUAGAAUCAUGAUUACACAUGGUGCACCAUUUAAUAUGGUUGAGUGGAGGGUGUUUAGAGAAUACCAAAAGUUUUUGAAUGAUGAUUGUGUUUUUGUUAGUAGAAAUACUAUAGCCAAAGAUAUUUUGAAUGUUUAUCGUGAUGAGAAACAAAAGCUGAAAUCACAGUUAGCUCAAAUUCGAGGGAGAGUUUGCUUGACUUCUGAUUGUUGGACGGCAUGCAGCAAUGAAGUUGGGGCUGUUCUUGAUCCAACCAAAAAGUUUAACUUUUUGAAAUUUGCUUAUGAAAAACUUGACCCACUCACUAGUGAGGAGAAGUUGAAAAAAGUUAAGAUGACUUUGGGGAAGCUUUUUUCCGAGUACAUCAAGAAUGGAAUUCCUUCUAAUCUAAGCUCUUCACAAGUCCAGCCUAGCUAUGGUGGAGGAACUCGAAUUACGUCAUCUUCAUAUGAUGAAUUUGAAGAGUAUGAAAGCCAAUCAAGUAGCAACACCGGAAAAUCAGAACUUGAUACUUAUUUAGAUGAGUUGCGGAUGCCUCUAUCUGCAGAAUUUGAUGUCUUAGCUUUUUGGAAGGAAAGAAGUCGUAGAAGUCCAAAUCUUGCAAGGAUGGCUUGCGAUAUAUUGAGUAUUCCAAUAACAACGGUGGCAUCAGAAUCUGCGUUUAGUAUUGGCGCCCGAGUUGUGAAUAGGUAUAGAAGUUCAAUGAAAGAUGAUUCUGUUCAGGCUCUCUUGUGCGCACGUAGCUGGUUGCAUGGUUUUGAAGAAUUAUAUGAUGACAACAAUGAUGUUCAAGAAGAUGAAACUCAUGGAAGUGGACAAGCAUCAAAUAGUACUGUGGAUGUUGUGAACCUUGAAGAAGAUUAAGUGACUUUGUUGGGAGUGACUUUUUGGAUUAAAACUUUUGUUAUGUUAUUGUUAUUACUUAUUCUGGAUAAUUAGUAAUUUGAAUUUAGAAUCUUCAUUCUGGAUAAUUAGCUUGAUGGAAGCCUAUUGUCAUCCUAGUUGAAGGAUUGUCAUCCUAGUUGAAGGAUUAAACAAUAGAUACUUCUACUGUUUUACAUGAUGCCUGUCUCUGUUAAUUACAGUUUUGGAUUUUAGGGUACAUUAACCAACAGGAGUUGGCAUGGAGAAAAUGAAACACCAGCCCGGUAAUAUCAAGCUUACCUCCAGGAAAA